This is a messenger RNA of Penicillium waksmanii, 525 nucleotides long. RefSeq names its product DASH complex subunit SPC19. Gene Ontology annotation, cellular component: spindle microtubule; DASH complex. The record is from RefSeq and is a predicted model, not a curated record. Bases 1 to 525 code for a protein of 174 amino acids. The transcript is spliced from 2 exons. Gene Ontology annotation, biological process: attachment of spindle microtubules to kinetochore. Lineage: Eukaryota; Fungi; Ascomycota; Eurotiomycetes; Eurotiales; Aspergillaceae.
AUGGCUUCCUCACUCGCUGCAUCGGUCACAUCAUUGCAGUCAUCGCUCCAACUUCUCGACAAUUCAAUCACAACCCUGGACUCAGGCGUCAAUGAUUUUCCCCGCUUGUGCAAAGUCCUCCAAACAACACGGCACUUUGAGCUCCUCCCAGAACCGACCCUCCGCGAAGCUCAGCAGUCUCUCCUUGACGAAAUCACCCCGAGUAUUGCCCACCUCCUCUCCCUAGCGUCGAACCACGUUGAAAGACUGUCACGCCGCGAAGAAGGUUUGAAAGCGAAAUGUGACUUGCAGGAGGGUCGUCUUUCCUCAAGAUCCGAAGGGCGAUCUUCGGCCACCCGGGAUCAGAACAAGAGCAGCACCAAUGCGCGGGGUCAGUUGGCGGGUUCUGGUAAUGCUGCCUCCAAAGCAGCAGAGCUGCGCAGACUUGUGCAGAAGAAAGAACGUCUCAAGUAUGCUGUUGACCGACUUGAGUUGCAAAGCACACAGCGUGAGCGCCAGCUGAGAAAGAGCAUGGCCGCACAAUGA